AUGUGGUUCCACAACCCUAAUGGUCUAUCCUCCUCCAAAUCGGCUUACUCCUGGCUGAUCCUCAAGCAGGUUGGAUACGGUCCACACAGAUUCUUCUGGAAGUUCAUUUGGAAGCUCAACACGCUCCUAAAAAUUCGUAUCUUUUACUGGAGACUGGGCCACGAGAUCCUUCCCACGUUCGACAAAAUUGCUAGCAUCCACAGUGACUUCAACAAAUUGUGCCCGAGAUGUGGUAUUGAGGAGGAAACUCUCAUUCAUGCACUGAAGGACUGCCCGAAGGCUAGGGAGGUGCUGGUAUACGGGGGCCUGAACAACAAUCUCAUUGUGGGUAAAUUUUCUAGGUGUAUCGACUGGCUUGAAGCGGCAGCCCACGUUCUGGAUAAGAUUGCUAUGUCUGACCUUGUUACUGUUCUUUGGAACAUUUGGAACAGCAAGAAUAAUUUGAUAUUUCGGGGAGUGGAGGACGGGGCCAAAGUUACCUGGGAGAGAGCAGCGUCUUUAAGCCAUGAUUUUCAUAUUUUUAACUUGGUGGCGACCCCAAUGUUGCCGAGACUGAGGUUGGAUAAAGUUUGGACAAAGCCGAGUCCGGGUACGGUCAAAAUUAACUUCGACGCUACUGUUGUUGGCAAGUAUAUGUGUUUUGGUUUGGUGGCCAGGGACGCUGAUGGUUUCGUGCUCGGAGGAAGAAUGGGGAGAGUUAAUAAAGAAUUGGAGAUUGAAUGGGCUGAGAUGCAGGCACUGGAUGAAAGCAUUAAUUUCGCUAGGACCAACGGAUGGGACAAACUUGUAGUGGAAUCUGAUUGUGCGAAUUUAGUUAAUCGUUUCAACAAAAAAAGCACUGAUUUGACUACGAUGGGCUAUUGUUUACGGCUUCUUAGCCUUUGUAAUUUCUCUUUUUUCAAUUUUGUUUGGGCUCCUAGAUGCUGUAAUAAAGUAGCGAACCGGUUGUGUAAGCUGGUUAAGGAUAAUAAUUGUUGUAUCAUGGAUUUUAGCGUGGACUAUCCCAAAGAGAUCCAUGAAUUAGUUUUAAGUGAUGCUAUUAAUUGA
Messenger RNA from Gossypium arboreum, 1047 nucleotides. RefSeq lists its product as uncharacterized. Bases 1 to 1047 code for a protein of 348 amino acids. NCBI's taxonomy places the organism in Eukaryota, Viridiplantae, Streptophyta, Magnoliopsida, Malvales, Malvaceae. The transcript has a single exon. Gene Ontology annotation, molecular function: RNA-DNA hybrid ribonuclease activity; nucleic acid binding. The record is from RefSeq and is a predicted model, not a curated record.